UUCUCCGCGAACGCAAAAUUUUAUACCUCCAAUUCCAAAACGUUUCUGAAGUUUCAUCAUAAGUACAAAUAUAAAGAAUUGUUAUUAUUUGAUAAGUAUUACUAUUAUUAUUUUCAUUUCAUGUACCGUUUUUGUGGGGUCAAGGUUUAUUUAUUAUGGACGAAGUACGGUCCUUUUUCACAAAUCCAACCGUACAAUGUAGAAAACUUCGAGGUCCGAUAACGGCUGGAUGCAGAGUUACCAAAAAUGAUAGUAUUUAUGGAUUCAACCGUCCAGAAGAACAUAGACAGUGUAAUCUUCCAACUGGAACAGAUUAUGCUGGAGAAGUACAGCAAAGGGAGCUUGAGUUAUAUUUAAAAUGCAAAUUAGCAGAGAAUAUGUCUCAAGACAGUCAAGAUGGUUUAAAUUCUCUAGAGAAUCUUACUUCUUGGGGAUCAGUCAUGUCUAGUACCAAUGGCAACCUUGCAGAUGAUGCUAUGGCAGCUAAUUACAGCAACUAUAAUUUCACGAUAAAGGAAGACACAAAGGACCUAGCUAUAAAUAAAUACAAAGAGGAAAUAAUGAGUAGAAUCACGGCUUAUCCCAUAGUAAUAAUUGAGGGCCAAACUGGAUGUGGAAAAACAACACAAGUGCCACAAUGGAUCCUUCAUGAUGCUUAUGAGAGGAGGAUGCCAUGCAAAAUUGUUGUUACUCAGCCUCGAAGAAUUGCAGCAACAUCAAUUGCUAAAAGAGUUGCACAGGAACGUGGUUGGGAUGUUGGUGGUCUUGUUGGAUACCAGGUUGCCCUUGAAAAUAUAACAUCAACGGACACACGAAUUUCAUAUGUUACAACUGGAGUACUACUUCAGAAAUUAGUAAGCUCCAAAAAUUUGAACGAAUAUACUCAUAUAAUAUUAGAUGAGGUUCAUGAAAGAGGUCAAGAAAUGGAUUUUUUACUUCUGGUUGUUAAAAAACUCAUGUACACAGUAUCUUCAGGCGUCAGAGUGAUACUUAUGUCAGCUACGUUUAACACGAAAGUGUUCACAAAUUAUUUUCACAUCCCAGCCAUUGGGGAUCAUAACAAACCGAGUUGUAUUCACAUUAAAACAGGACAGGCGAAGCAAAAAGUGUUUUACAUUAAUAAUUUGAACAAAUUUACGCUCCCAACGAUGAAUGAUACUCCACAAAUAACUAUGGAAAUGCACCACCUCGUAGUGAAACUGGUGAAUGGCUUUGAAUCAAUCGAUAGCCAAGGACAUUCCAUUGAUAUUUCAAAUGAUAAUUUGCCAUCGGUUCUGAUUUUUCUACCAGGGAUACAUGAAAUAGAAGAGCUGUACACGUGUCUCACUAAUGAUGAAUUACGGAGGAAAUUAUGCGGGCAAAGCUCUCUCCAUUGGUGGGUGUUGCCCCUCCACUCAACGAUCACAGCUGACGAACAAGUACGUGUUUUCCAACGUGCACCACCCGGACAAAGAAAGAUUAUUUUAUCUACGAACAUCGCCGAGAGUUCCAUAACCGUACCGGAUAUUAAAUAUGUGAUUGACUACUGCCUUAUGAAAGUGCUAAUAGCGGAUGUUAACAUUAACUUCACGACAUUGCAACUUCAGUGGGCUUCGAAGGCAAAUUGUGAUCAGCGCGCGGGAAGAGCUGGUCGAGUGGGGGGCGGGGGGAGAGUGUACCGACUGGUGACUGAUAAGUUCUAUGAAAACUUUCUGGAUGAAUGUACGCCUGAACUCACGAGAUGCCCGUUAGAAAGGCUCGUCCUUCUCGCUAAAACUCUGGAAAUGGGUCCUCCAGUAGACAUUUUAGCAUUGGCCAUGAACCCACCUGACCUUUCUAAUGUACAUCGUACUAUUUUAGUACUUAAAGAGGUCGGUGCCUUAAAGAAAUUGGUCAACGGUGAGUGGAGUUCGUCUGAUGGAGAUAUAACGUAUUUGGGACGUAUUAUGGCGCAACUGCCUCUUAACGUACAAAUGUCGAAACUUAUCAUGCUGGGAUAUAUCUUUGGUUGUCUGGACGAGUGUGUUAUUAUGGCCGCUGCAAUGUCCGUGAAGAAUGUGUUCAGUAGUCCGUUCCGUGAACAACUUAAUGCGUAUAAUUCGAAGCUAACAUGGGCUGAUGGAUCCACUAGUGAUUCUAUUGCGUUUUUGAAUGUUUAUAAGGUGUGGAGCCACCUUCGCCAACAACAUCACUUUAAGAAAUCAGGCGAAAGCGAAUCGAAAUGGGCCCGUCGAUUUUACGUACAAGUGCGUGCGAUGCGCGAACUUGACGAAAUGGUUCGUGAGUUGCGUAUGCGUCUAUCACGUGAGGAGAUAGACACGAAAAUGGCAAAAUCACAUUGGGGUAGACAGGAACUGCCUGUUGUUUUAAAGGUUCUCCUAGCGGGCGCGUUCUACCCGCAGUACUUUGUCCAAGUGGCUGGUGAUGAAGUACGCGAACGUGAAGCCGUGCGUACACUGAGCGGCCUUAACCCGCGAAAUACCGUGUAUUUGAAAGGAUUCCCGGAUAACCAACCGGGAGAUAUAUACGCGACUGCGAUUAAGAAAGUUAUCAUGAAUCAUAUUGGCGAUGAACCGAGAGUCACCUUUGAUAAGAACAGUCGGAAAGUCUUCUUGACAUUCAAUGACAAAUAUCACGAGAUGAAACGCAAUCAAGCUCGUGGUGGUGACCCGACCAUACCCGGCCAAGUUGUUCUGCCCAUAUACAAAUCUAUUAAGGCGCGUCAAUUAAAAAUGCAGUGCAGGAUACCGUUAUUACCCUUGAACAAGGCAAAUGACUUAGCAAAAGCAAUGGAGGCUCUAAAGAUAAGUCGUAAUGUAGAUCAAAUGGUUCCGAGACUACCGGAAGUCGAUGACACACAUUUCCCCCUGACCAUAUCACAGCUCAUAAACGUUGGUAAAUUCUGGGUGCAAUACGCUGACGAAUCAACAGCUUGUGAGCUUCGCUUGAUCCAACAAAAGUUGAACCGUAAACCCCUUACUCCGUGUUCUGGGUCACCGGCCAUUGAUAUGCUGGUCGCAGCCCCUUAUCUAGAUGCAUCUGGGACAAAGAUGUAUCGAGCGAGAAUCUCGCGAUUGCUUUCCAAGGAUAUGCUAGAGGUCUUCUUCAUAGAUUAUGGUAGUGUGGCUUCUGUGAGUUUAGACAGCUUGAGAUUGUUACCCGAUGGCAUGGACAGUCCGCCUUUAGCGAUGCUCUGCGUAUUAGCUGAGAUUGCGCCUGCGCCGCUUUUGUCCGCGCACAGCGAGUGGCCACCGGGUUCCCUCCUAGUCUUAACCGAUUUUAUCUCCAAGGGAGGACUUAUUGGCAAGGUAUAUUCGGUGACGCACGGAGUGGUGUCCAUCGAGCUGAUGGCUGAGGGCGGUCGGAUCAGUUUUAACAAGGAAUUGAUAACAAACGGUUUAGCAGUCAAGUGUGAGGAAAGCUAUGAAUCAAAGUUGAACCACGACCUAAGAGAGACUGCGUCCGAACUGAACAUGUCACAAAAACGUGCUCACAAUAAGGAGCAAUCCGAAAUGGCCUAUAAACAUGUCGAAGAGUUGGGGCCAUCCAGUUAUAAGGAAUGUAUCUCUGACGUCUGCCUUAAUGGACCAUUUAGCCCGUUAGAAACGAAAGUACACAAUCUAAUGUACGCGAGCCAUGACAAACCAGUUAAUAUAGAGAGCAGUUCCGUCAACUCAGUACUACUGGAUACGGACCCACAGGAAAUAUAUGAAAGGUUACUGGUAGCGGCGGAAGUUGGUCAGAAUGAAGUGGGCAGCCGUUUGACGCUACGGCACACCACGCUGAUGCCCAACAUACCUGGCCUACCCGCAUUGCUUGCACUCAUAUUCUGCCCUGAGGCUGAGCUACGCCGUGAUUCGUCGAGUAGUCGAUACGUGAGCGUUCUAUGCGGUUUGGGGAGUGACGCUGAGGGACAUCCCUACUUCCCAGAACACGAUUUACUCGUGAAUAUCGACGCUGAUCUAACAGUCGACGACAUUGGAACCAUAAACCACCUCCGUUACUUGAUGGACCUGACGAUGCACAUGCGGAAUAAAAUGGAGACGCCGAUAGAUGAUGUGGACUUCGCCACCAAUCUUCCCCAGCUCAUUCGGGAAGACCUCAUGAAAUUGUUACUGAAGCGGCGCAAGCAUCGCUACCCAGAAUCAGUUCUCAGAGCCUGGGAAUGGAAGUCGAUACCUGACGAAGAGUUCCUCAGCAUCAAUGUGCCUGAUAUGGUGGAAAGGGCUGAAGUCUACCCGUUACAUGCUCCGUUGGAACUGACACCUCUCUCCAGGGAACGGCUUCUGGAGCUGAAGAGAGAUAACGAUGCGCUGAAGAUGCUCGUCAACCGGGCGUCUCUAACAACGAACACGGAUUUGUCGUGUAAGCUUUGCGGCACAGCGCCGAUGGCAGUACAUGCGAUGCGUAUACACCUCUUCUCCAACGUGCACCGCGAGAAGGAGGACGACUUCAACAUCGUUAAUUCUUAAAUAUAAUUAAUUCUAGUAAAUAAUUUCAUUGUGAUAUUGUGAACCUCCCUAAGUUGUCUCUGACUCUUACACUAAGGCCGGACAGGUAUAUUUACUUAUACGGUAUAUUUACAGUUACAAUCUGUACUUGAGUAGUGUAAAUAUGUAAAAAUUCAAAGCAUUUUUGGUGUUUUGUUUGACAGCUUUUGAAUAUAAAUUUAAGUUAGUACUGUUCUAGUAUGCUAGCCUUAGCGCUAAGUAGGUUAAUUAUAAAACGUUUUUGAUCUCGAAUCUGAUUGUUACCUAAGGCUCGUAUUCUAAAAUCGUAUUGACAGCACUCAAGAUGAGAUCGUGACUUACAUUUUUUGAUUAAAAGAAAUUGUGAAACUAAUUUAGUUUUUUCUUUCAUACUUUUGUUGGAAUUCUUCGCUUUUGACAUUGUCGAACUCAGCUUAAGAUACAAACGUCCCUAGAAGUUCUCAGUCUCUCACGUCUAGUUUUAAUAUUAAUUAAAAUUAUUUUUGUAUGAACGAUAUAUAAUGUUAUAAUUUGUUUGUAAAUACCUUAAAAGAUGUUUCUUCCAACUUUUUUUAUUAAUAAUAAUAGUAUAUGUGUAAAGUGUAUAUUUUCAUAACAUAUAGCAUAGUGAAAAUAUGCGUGUUAUAUUAUCGAUCAUAAAUGAGAAACAUUGAAUACCCAAAAGUAAAAAAAAAGUGUAUCUUAUACAGUCAAGUUCGCUAUCGGUCAUCACAAAUCAUAUCUGAAAUAUAUGUUUAUUUAUAUAACGAUGAACAAUUAUUGCCAGAAUUAAAUAUUGUCAGUUUUGGAUUGUCAACAGAUGGCGCUGUGUACAGGUAACAUUAGUUAAGCAUAGCGUAAUUUAAUAUUAAAGUUUGUGCUAUUGCCAAAGCGUUUUUCAGCCUAUUAAUUGUACUAGCAUUAAUUUAAAGCGUGUACAUGUCGUCAUCUGUUUUCAAUUAUUGAAAAAAAUCCCUGAUAAAUUUCGGCGAUUAAAUUCUUCAUAAUUCUUCUGACACUAAUUUCAGGCAGUUACAACAACACAAAUUCCGGCCGCCGAUGCUAAGACGUCUGCAUAAUGUUGCUUGAUUUAUAUAAUUAUUUAUGACAACAAAGAAAGAAACAUGUUAAUGUAUGUGUAUUUGACUUUUAACAAUCUGCUUACCAAUUUACCAACUUUGACAACUAUUGUAAUGUGGAAUCUUUUUCAAACCUAAAGUUUUUAUAUUCCUAUAAUUCCAUAGACUUCCCCAUAAGAACUCUAUAUAAGAAGAAAAAAAUUGUUUAAGUGUACAGAUAAUAUUAAUAUAUUUGAUUUCCCGCCAAAUGUGAAAUGCCUUUACUUUGUUCUGUAACAUCUCAUAGCCGACUUCGUGGUUAUAGAUUUUUGUCAAUAGCUCAAAACUAAACUAAAAAUGUUUUUUUAUUUGUCUAUUAUUUAUAUUAUGCAUAUUUUAAAUAAGAUUCCAAUUCAGGUGCUUAGUACUCUAUCUAUAGGUAGAAAUAUUUUGAAUAAAAAUAUAUUAGUUACUGGUUAAUAUAUCUUAGGCUUUCGUUUAUUUGCUGGUAAUUAAUUGUGUUUACCUCAUUAAAGAUUGACGAUGAAUGCAUAACUAUAAAGUGUGCACGUAUAGAUGUACAUAUACGUAUUUCUAAAAUAUAGACAACAUUAGGACAUAUUACAAUAUUGUAUAAUUAUGUGUUAAGAAAAUAAACCU
Molecule: messenger RNA, 6166 nt
Organism: Pieris brassicae (large cabbage white)
Lineage: Eukaryota; Metazoa; Arthropoda; Insecta; Lepidoptera; Pieridae
Gene: spn-E
Product: probable ATP-dependent RNA helicase spindle-E
Exons: 27
Coding region: 156-4451 (1431 amino acids)
Cellular component (GO): intracellular anatomical structure
Molecular function (GO): RNA binding; ATP binding
Source: RefSeq, a predicted model, not a curated record